CAGUUGCAAAGGCCCCGCAUUAAAAAAACCGAGUGAAUGAAGUCAGCUGACCUGAGUCCACUGUCACGCACCGCAGUAUCCAGCAUUUCUCUGUCGAGGGAAGACGCUAAAGGUACACUUCACGAUCAGACGUCGUACAACUAAUCUAUCAAGAUGGACAUGUCCAAGCUGCCCAAGAUCCGAGAUGAAGACAGAGAGAGUCAGUUUGGAUUCGUUCAUGGCGUCUCUGGACCAGUGGUAACGGCCACGGCCAUGGCAGGAGCAGCCAUGUACGAGCUGGUUCGUGUGGGCCACAGUGAGCUGGUGGGAGAGAUCAUCAGGCUGGAGGGAGACAUGGCCACCAUCCAGGUCUACGAGGAGACGUCUGGAGUGUCGGUGGGAGACCCCGUGCUGCGGACAGGGAAGCCUCUUUCUGUCGAGCUGGGUCCAGGAAUCAUGGGGUCCAUCUUUGAUGGUAUCCAGCGACCCUUGAAGGACAUUAAUGACAUCACACAGAGUAUCUACAUCCCCAGAGGAGUAAACAUCGGGGCCCUCAACCGAGACCUGAAGUGGGAGUUUACUCCUAGCAAGAGCCUGCGGGUGGGCAGUCACAUCACUGGGGGAGACAUCUAUGGGUUAGUGUAUGAGAACUCCCUUAUCAAGCACAAAAUCAUGCUACCUCCCAAGAACAGGGGCACCGUGACCUAUGUGGCUCCACCUGGAAACUAUGAUGUCACCGAUGUGGUGAUGGAGCUGGAGUUUGAGGGUGUGAAGGAGAAGUUCACCAUGGUGCAGGUGUGGCCUGUCAGGCAGGUGCGGCCUGUCACAGAGAAGCUGCCCGCUAAUCACCCGCUGCUGACUGGACAAAGAGUCCUGGACGCCCUUUUCCCAUGUGUGCAGGGAGGAACCACCGCUAUCCCAGGAGCCUUUGGCUGCGGAAAAACCGUCAUCUCUCAGUCCCUGUCCAAGUACUCCAACAGUGACGUCAUCGUCUACGUAGGCUGCGGGGAGCGUGGUAACGAGAUGUCAGAAGUACUGCGAGACUUCCCUGAGCUGACAAUGGAAGUAGAUGGCAAGACGGAGAGCAUCAUGAAGAGAACAGCCCUGGUGGCCAAUACUUCCAACAUGCCUGUCGCUGCCAGAGAGGCCUCCAUCUACACAGGAAUCACACUGUCCGAGUAUUUCCGAGACAUGGGAUACAACGUGAGCAUGAUGGCAGACUCCACCUCCCGUUGGGCCGAGGCUCUCCGUGAGAUUUCCGGCCGUCUGGCUGAGAUGCCUGCUGACAGUGGUUAUCCUGCCUACUUGGGUGCCAGGCUUGCCUCCUUCUACGAGCGUGCAGGCAGAGUGAAGUGUCUGGGUAACCCUGAGAGAGAGGGCAGCGUCAGUAUUGUGGGAGCUGUUUCCCCUCCUGGUGGUGACUUUUCUGAUCCUGUCACGUCGGCCACACUUGGUAUUGUUCAGGUGUUCUGGGGUCUGGACAAGAAGCUGGCUCAAAGGAAGCACUUCCCCUCCGUCAACUGGCUCAUCAGCUACAGCAAAUACACUCGCGCCCUAGAUGAGUAUUACGACAAACACUUUCCCGAGUUUGUGCCCCUGCGAACGAAGUCGAAGGAGAUUCUACAGGAGGAAGAGGACCUGGCUGAGAUUGUGCAGCUUGUUGGAAAGGCUUCCCUGGCAGAAACUGAUAAAAUCACGUUGGAAGUGGCCAAACUGAUUAAAGAUGACUUCCUGCAGCAGAACGGUUACACUCCUUAUGACAGGUUCUGCCCCUUCUACAAGACAGUUGGCAUUCUGUCCAACACGAUCGCUUUUUAUGACUUGGCACGGCACGCGGUGGAGACCACAGCUCAGAGCGACAACAAGAUCACCUGGGCCAUGAUCAAGGAGCACAUGGGAGAAAUCCUCUACAGGCUCAGCUCCAUGAAAUUCAAGGACCCCGUGAAGGAUGGCGAAGCCAAGAUAAAGGGAGACUACGCACAGCUGUUGGAGGACAUGCAGAACGCCUUCCGUACAUUGGAGGAAUAGAACUCCGACUGUCCCAGCCUUCUACUUUCCACCUCCUGACCCCUCCACUGCAAAAUCACAUUCCACCUCCACGUAUUCCCAGACGCCGUGUGCUCCCCUGUGCUCCUUCGUGACUGACUGUGUGGACGUAUGCGUGCAGUUUCAUGUGGAGGGAAAAGAGAAAGAUGUACUGUAUUAAUUAUAUGUUGCCUCACAUAAGGCGUACUCUGGAUCCUCUGCAUGGUCAUUGAUCGUGUGUGUGUGGGUGUUUGUGAGUUAAAUGCGUGUCAGAUGGAUCACUUCACCCUGAUUCUCCUUAUUCUCUGUUUACAUGAUUUCAGUGUGUAGACGUGUUGCUUUCUCCGAAGAAGACUGUUCGGUUGAUGUAUUGUAAUUCAUAGACCAUCUGUACAGAAGAGUAAUGAAUAUAAAUUUAAUAAGAUCAGUCUAUUUAUUGCCAGCGUUUUGAUGUAGAGCCUUUCUCUUUGUUUUUAUGGUUGUGUUUCACGCUGUGACGUGCUGUGUAAUGUGCUGCGUGGAUGUGUAAGCAGCAGACUGAUGCCUUGCUGUCCACCUGUUUCAUCGUGUUACUCCCAGAGAAUUAAAACAUGGAGGAAAUGAGA
Cololabis saira (Pacific saury) is the source of this 2609-nucleotide messenger RNA. RefSeq names its product ATPase H+ transporting V1 subunit Ab (gene atp6v1ab). Gene Ontology annotation, biological process: ATP metabolic process; proton transmembrane transport. Gene Ontology annotation, molecular function: proton-transporting ATPase activity, rotational mechanism; ATP hydrolysis activity; ATP binding. Gene Ontology annotation, cellular component: lysosomal membrane; proton-transporting V-type ATPase, V1 domain. The record is from RefSeq and is a predicted model, not a curated record. The transcript has 15 exons. Lineage: Eukaryota; Metazoa; Chordata; Actinopteri; Beloniformes; Belonidae. Bases 154 to 2007 code for a protein of 617 amino acids.